AUGUCGCCGACGUUGAGACGAAUAUGGUCCCGAAAGAUCAAGACCGACUGCGCCAGCUUGUCCGAGGUUCAUGAUACAACCAGUAUCAAUGGCAUACACCAGAAAGAUCCUUUGGGUCCACACGUGACUCUUUGCUACAAAGACGAAAAUCAACUCCUGCAUGGGACUCAUGUCGCUAGCCAUGGCUAUGUUCGUGGGAAAGACGAUAUUGGGUUUGUGAGCGAAAGACAACAAGGCAAAAAGACAGUAUGGCCGUCGGAAAAAGAGCUUGAGGCUGUACCAGAGAUCGGCUACGGCCAUCGGGGAUACAGCUCGGCGUGGGUAGAAAAAAACUCCGCGUGGGUAGAAAACUAG
Molecule: messenger RNA, 354 nt
Organism: Aspergillus ochraceoroseus IBT 24754
Lineage: Eukaryota; Fungi; Ascomycota; Eurotiomycetes; Eurotiales; Aspergillaceae
Exons: 2
Coding region: 1-354 (117 amino acids)
Source: RefSeq, a predicted model, not a curated record